UUCUCUGUCACUGUCUCUUUUGCCUGUUGUAAUUCUGUCUGCCUCUCUGGGACUCUGCCUGUCUCACUCUUUCUGUCUGUGCCUCUCCUCACUCUUGUUCUUUCUGCCUGAAUCACAGCCCUCAGUUUUUCUGUCCUCAUGCAUUUGUCUUUGUGGCUCUUUCCAUCCUUCUGCCCUUGACACCAUCCCCUCUCUCAGUGCUUUCCCUCUGCUUCCAGAUCGCUUCAUGACUUAGGCAGGGAAACAGAGGCCAGGGCCUCUUUCCAGGCUUCCCUCUGCAUCUUACUGAGUAUGCAGGUCGGAAGAGCCUCGGGUCCUGCCUCUGCGGGUGGCCUAGAGCCAAAGGAAGGCGGAGCCCAUCGGGGCGGGAUUGGCCCUUAGGGCCACCUCAUAAAGCCUGGGGUGAGGGGCACGACGGCCUUGGGAAGGAGCCCUGUUGGGGCUGUUCGGUCCGACAGACCUCACAGGCUCAGUCAGGGAUCUGCAGUGUCAUGCCUGGGAGCCCUCGGCCCGCGCCGAGCUGGGUGCUGUUGCUGCGGCUGCUGGCGUUGCUGCGGCCCCCGGGGCUGGGUGAGGCAUGCAGCUGCGCCCCGGCGCACCCUCAGCAGCACAUCUGCCACUCGGCACUUGUGAUUCGGGCCAAAAUCUCCAGUGAGAAGGUAGUUCCUGCCAGUGCAGACCCUGCUGACACUGAAAAAAUGCUCCGGUAUGAAAUCAAACAGAUAAAGAUGUUCAAAGGGUUUGAGAAAGUCAAGGAUGUUCAGUAUAUCUAUACGCCUUUUGACUCUUCCCUCUGUGGUGUGAAACUAGAAGCCAACAGCCAGAAGCAGUAUCUCUUGACUGGUCAGGUCCUCAGUGAUGGAAAAGUCUUCAUCCAUCUGUGCAACUACAUCGAGCCCUGGGAGGACCUGUCCUUGGUGCAGAGGGAAAGUCUGAAUCAUCACUACCAUCUGAACUGUGGCUGCCAAAUCACCACCUGCUACACAGUACCCUGUACCAUCUUGGCCCCUAACGAGUGCCUCUGGACAGACUGGCUGUUGGAACGAAAGCUCUAUGGUUACCAGGCUCAGCAUUAUGUCUGUAUGAAGCAUGUUGACGGCACCUGCAGCUGGUACCGGGGCCACCUGCCUCUCAGGAAGGAGUUUGUUGACAUCGUCCAGCCCUAGUAGGGACCAGUGACCAUCACAUCCCUUCAAGAGUCCUGAAGAUCAAGCUGGUCCUCCUCCCCUGCAGAGCUUUGGCCAUUACCACCUGACCUCUUGCUGCCAGCUAAUAAGAAGUGCCAAGUGGACAGUCUGGCCAUUGUCAAGACGGGGAAGGGGACAUGACUUUUCUGCCCUGCCCUCAGCCUGUUGCCCCUGCCUCCCAAACCCCAUUAGUCUAGCCUUGUAGCUGUUACUGCAAGUGUUUCUUCUGGCUUAGUCUGUUUUCUAAAGCCAGGACUAUUCCCUUUCCUCCCCAGGAAAAUGUGUUUUCCUUUGUCUUAAUCGAUCUGGUAGGGGAGAAAUGGUGAAUGUCAUACAUAUGAGAUGGUAUAUCCUUGUGAUGUACAAUACCAGAAGGUGGUUUGACAGCAUCAUAAACAGGCUGACUGGUGGGAAUGAAAACAACAACAUACUGUGGCUGUGUACCCCUCUACUUCCCCUGUCUCAACUCAUCCUAAUCCUCUGAUACACUUUCAUCUGUUUGGGGGAGUCAUUUGAGGGACACAGAAUCACUCAAUGUGAGAGCUAGAAUGGCCUAACCUGCCUCCCAAUGCUGUUAUCCCCUCUAUACCAUUUCUGGCAGAGGGUCCCACCUGGUUAGCACACCUCUUUGAAUAAGAAUGCACUUACUGUCUCAGAAUAGGUACUACCUCGCCAAGUUAACUAUCCUUAAUGCCCUCAACUGAUGUCCAUAAGGCUUCUCUUCUGUCUCUUUUAAAUUACUAACAUCUUCAUUCCUAUUUCAGAACUUUUUAAAAGCCAUAAAGCCUUUUUCUUAUAGAGUUGAAA
This is a messenger RNA of Pongo pygmaeus (Bornean orangutan), 1994 nucleotides long. RefSeq names its product TIMP metallopeptidase inhibitor 4 (gene TIMP4). Gene Ontology annotation, molecular function: protease binding; metalloendopeptidase inhibitor activity. Gene Ontology annotation, biological process: negative regulation of membrane protein ectodomain proteolysis; response to hormone; response to cytokine. Bases 492 to 1166 code for a protein of 224 amino acids. The transcript has 5 exons. Gene Ontology annotation, cellular component: extracellular matrix. The record is from RefSeq and is a predicted model, not a curated record. Lineage: Eukaryota; Metazoa; Chordata; Mammalia; Primates; Hominidae.